UCUAACAACACUACGAAAACCGAAAAUCCUGGUAUAUCCAUAAAAUCAAUCAAGCCAGCGACGUAUGACAACAUACAUCAUCGCCAUGUGUAGCUCGAACAUAGCCUCAAUUGACUGCUAUCAUUCCCGGGUCAGACGGUGCGUCCAAUCCGCUUACUGGGAUAUGUCCGAUCACAGAUUUACAGCGAAGUCGAUCAUUUUGGCUCUCUUUGGAAACAAAACGCGUGAUAAUCAUGUCAAAGGAUCGUAAUUGCCUGCCAAAGCAAAGUGGUACAAUUGUUGGAGCCUAAUCAACUGCGAGGAAUUGAGAUAUAUAAAAGUCCCUCAACAAGCACUCACAAUGGAGCCAUUCAACAACUUCGUCAAAGACCUUUGAGAAUAUCUCAGAAUAUACCUGUUUCAAAGGAACAACGAUGCUCACUUACAUCUACCAAUUCCUCGGAUUUACAGCCCUCGGCAUUGCAACCACCCACCACCCAAAAUGCAAAGCCAUCCCCGGAACAAACAGCUGGCCCAGCCAAGCUGAAUGGUCACACCUCAACACUUCUCUCUCAGGACGUCUCCUCCAGCCUUCUCCACCAGGAGCAGUCUGUCAUCCUACACAAGCAACUUUCGACCCUCUCUCUUGUGUGGCUGUUGCAGCUGGGUGGUUGACUACCCAAUGGCAUACCGAUAACCCGGUCAGCACUAUUGAGAAUAACUGGAAUAAUGACACUUGUCUCCCGGUUCCGACUUUGCCGUGUAGUGGGAAGGGAUACCCGGUAUAUGUGGUCAAUGCGACGUGUGCGGAGGAUGUGAAGAAGGGCGUAGAUUUUGCAAGGGAGAAUCAUGUCAGGUUGGUAGUGAAGGGGACGGGACAUGAUUAUUUGGGCAGGUCCGUGGCGCCGAAAUCUCUCUCAAUAUGGACACAUUAUAUGAGAGGACUUGAGUUUUAUGAUGGAUUCAAGCCCAAAGGGUGCAGAAAGAGUAUCGAUGGAGCAGCCAUCACAGCAGCAGCUGAUACCCAAAUGCUUGAGCUUGACGAACAGGCGCAUCUCAAAAAUUUGACCAUCGUGUCUGGUGGAGCUGGCACCGUUGGCGUCGGAGGCUAUCUCACUGGAGGUGGUCAGGGUGCGUUGAGUUCGACAUAUGGCUUGGGUGCUGACCAAGUCUUGGAGAUGGAAAUAGUGACACCUGGGGGUGACAUUUUGACUAUAAACGAAUGUCAGAACAGAGACCUGUUUUGGGCGAUGAGAGGGGGAGGCGGCUCGACCUUUGGAGUUAUCACAUCCGUCACCAUCCGAGCAUAUCCAUCAACGGAACUUCACGUCGCGAGCUUUCUCCUCGGCACUGGUCCUGGAACAGAAGAAUACUGGGACGUCAUGGCAGAUAUACUCUCUCAAUAUCCCGCCCUAGAUGAACAAGGUCUUUCAGGCUACGCUUACAUCGCGCACAACGUUGUGAGCGCGGAGAUGAACAUCACAAGUGCCGCCGAUGGCUUCGCAGGCGCCUUCUUCCUCCCUGCGUUCCAUUCAUCCAACACCUCCCUGUCGCUGGAAACGGUGCUGAAAACUCUCUUCGCAGAUGCCACGGCCGCGUAUCCGGGAAAAUUCAUGUCUACUGUUACUGUGAAGACCUUCCCGGAUUUCUGGGCUUGGUAUAAAGACAAUAAUGGUCCUCUGGAUGCGGGACACAAUGAAGUCCUUGGAUCAAGGCUUAUUGAUGGAGCCACUUUGACGGGUAAUCGAACUGCGUUGAAGCAAGGGUAUAGAGCUGCAACUCCACCAGGAGGGCUUACCAGUGUGUUUCUCGUUGGUGGAAAAGGGACAAGAAAUGCGAAGCCGAGAGGGGGAGGCAAUAGUGUCAAUCCAGCUUGGAGGAAGGCAUAUAUUCAUUCUGUGAUUGGGGCAAGCUGGAAUCCACUCGAUUCAGCGGAGGAGGCCAAGCAGAAAGCUUUGCUCACAGAUGUGUAUGUAGAGGGAUUGAGGAAAAUGGCACCAGAUUCUGGAGCUUAUAUGAACGAGGCAAGUCUUCCAUCCCACGCUUUGAAAUAUAUUAGACUGAAAUUGACGAUCGUUCAGGCAUACCCAGAUGAGCCAGACUUCCAGCAUGCUUUCUGGGGAGAGAACUAUGAGCGCUUGCUCGCCAUCAAGAAGAAGGUAGAUCCCCAGGAUGUUCUUUGGUGCCAUCCAUGUGUUGGUAAUGAAGGAUGGGAAUUGGUCGACGGAGUGCUUUGCAAGAAGUAGAAGAAACAGGGGAACAGUACCCUGGGCGCAUAGUAACAAAGUAAUUCAUGUGUCGUAACUCGUCAAUCCUGCGCUUGUGAUAUAUCCCAGUCGCUCAAAGUAUUCGACGAUAACAGAAAUAGGAAUGACCACUUAAGAGUGGAUCUUCGGGCAGUGUCCAACCUCACAGUUCCUCCUCCUCUGCAUCGCCCCCGUCUUCCCCUUACAUAUCCUAUACCCCUCCACAAAGAAAUGCCGCCUCAUAUGUUUAUACCACUCAUUCGGGACCAUCGGCUCAAUCCACUUCUGCUCAUACUCCCAACAUAUCCAGCACCCUAAUAAUUCCCUCUCCCCUUCCACCGGCCCAUCCUUCUCCUUAUCCACAGCAACAUGCGAUUCCCAUCUGAAAUUUACACUGGGGUCUAUCCAAUCCAACCAACCCUGCUUGUAGACUGGCGGUAUCUCGUCGCCGCAAACGAACGAACAUGCUUUGCAGGGUGCAAAGUAUUGCGCUGAUGGCAUGCCGCCGCCUGGUAUGCGGUUGUCUAGUCUUUCGCGGAAGGCAAGUUCGCAGAAACCUGGAUUGGGAGGGAGACUCGAGGUGUCGUAGGGUGGAGGCGCUUCUUCUGAAGUUGGUUGUGUGGCAGAGAGUGUGGGCGAUACUUCUACUGCUUUUGCAGCUGGAGAUGCCAUCUCGGGCAAGAGGUCGGGCUUUCGCCUGUUAAGUACGCUCAAUGCUCCAAAGUAUACCUCGGCGUGAUUGUUUUGGUUGAAGAGUGAACACGCGAGUCGUUCUUUAGAAGAUAUGGGUGCGGGCAAUUGGGGGUCGUAUUCAGGUUAUAUCGUAGGAAGAGCUCGCGGAGGAUGUGCGAAGACUGCUCAUAUCCAAGUAUUUCCUGCUCGAUAGGCAAGAUUUCAUUGUUGGUGGCGGGGUUGGAGGGGCGAUG
This is a messenger RNA of Cadophora gregata, 3151 nucleotides long. RefSeq lists its product as uncharacterized. The transcript has 4 exons. The record is from RefSeq and is a predicted model, not a curated record. Gene Ontology annotation, molecular function: FAD binding; oxidoreductase activity. Lineage: Eukaryota; Fungi; Ascomycota; Leotiomycetes; Helotiales; Ploettnerulaceae. The coding region runs from base 414 to 2225 and encodes 603 amino acids.